This is a messenger RNA of Pogoniulus pusillus (Red-fronted tinkerbird), 1087 nucleotides long. It is a transcript of the gene GCHFR, whose product is annotated as GTP cyclohydrolase I feedback regulator. The record is from RefSeq and is a predicted model, not a curated record. The transcript has 3 exons. NCBI's taxonomy places the organism in Eukaryota, Metazoa, Chordata, Aves, Piciformes, Lybiidae. Gene Ontology annotation, molecular function: GTP cyclohydrolase binding. Gene Ontology annotation, biological process: negative regulation of biosynthetic process. Bases 72 to 326 code for a protein of 84 amino acids. Gene Ontology annotation, cellular component: cytoplasm; nucleus.
GGGGCGGGAGGCUCGGGGCCGCCCCCGGGCACGGCCCCCCAGUAGCGCUGGGAGCGGAGCGGGAGCGGACCAUGCCGUACCUCCUGAUCAGCACCCAGAUCCGCAUGGAGGUUGGCCCCACCAUGGUGGGAGAUGAACAUUCGGACCCCAGCCUGAUGACCUUCCUGGGUGCCACGAAGAGGAACAUGCUGGGGAACAACUUCUCCGAGUACUACGUGAACGAGGCGCCGCGGGUUGUCCUGAACAAGCUGGAGAGCUGUGGCUACCGGGUGGUGAGCAUGACGGGUGUGGGGCAGACCCUGGUGUGGUGCCUCCACAAGGAGUAGCAAGCAAGACUCCUGCCUUCCUCCUGGCCAACAUCCUGCUGGAGAUCACCUUGCACGGGACUGAUAGCAAACCUUCCCCCACCGUUCCUUUCUGUCUCUGACUCCAGGCACUUGGGCACAGGGGAGGGAGUGGUGUAGAGGCACAACUUGACCUGGCGGAAGCUUUCCAUCCUGCUCUUUCACAAGUCUGGGGAAAGGAAGGGCUGCCCAGUCCAGAUGAAAUCAGGCAUUGAGAGCAGAUGGCUCCACCUCUGCACUCAGAUGAACAGCAGGCUGGAAAACACCAUCUCUUCAUACCUUCAUCAUCAUCUACUCAGUGUACACUGGAGGAAGUUCCAGUAGUCCUCUGCCUGUUCCGCCCCAGAGAGGUCCAUGCUGGGCUGUGAGGUCAGGGCAUGUCUUCUCCUGGGCUGUGGGAGUAGGGAGGAGAAGCCAAGCAUGGAUGGCAUCCAUCUCAUCCCUGAGACAUAAGCAAGAUGUGCCCAACCUACGCAGUGCUCCUUGACAACCCCUUCACCCAGCAGCAAGCCUGGUUCCUCUACAAGUGGGACUGUGGUUAGCAGCAGCAGCCUUCCAACCCCAAAAGUGCUGUUUGGGUGUAACCCUGAUCCUGAAACAGCCUCAGAACAGCACAGGAAACUCUUGGGGACAUUUUGGGUACAGGCUUUGUAACCUCAGCUGAGCAACAGCCACACUGGAUGGUUUGGGACUGUGCAUAGCUACUGGGGGUAACACCAAUAAAAUUCCUCUCAAGAGACCAA